GCAGACCCGAGGGACGCUGUUCCCAAGUUCGCACCCGCUCUCCAGUCCGUUGGCCACCAUGCCUUUACCGUCUCCUGGCUCCCCAUGCCCGGACCGCGCCUAACCUCCUGCCUCGUGAUGGCUGCGCCAGCGACCUGUGACAGGGGCCGUGUGGCUGUCACCCUCCGCUACUGCAUGAUGGUUAGUGGCAUGGUGGUUCUGGUGGCUGGGAUACUCUGCUUCGCUUGGUGGAGUGAAGGGGAUGCAGGUGCCCAGCCUGGCCAGCCGGCCCCACCUGCUGGGCACCCCAUGCCUGCCGCUCCCAGGCUCCUGCUCAGGUCUGUCAGCUUCUUCUGCUGCGGUACAGGCGGCCUGCUGCUGCUCCUCGGCCUGCUGUGGUCCAUCAAGGCCAGCGCCUGGGGGCCACCCCAGUGGGACCCAUAUCAUCUCUCCAGAGACCUGUACUACCUCACUGUGGAGCCUUUGGAGAAGGAGAGCUGCAGGACCCCAAAGCUGGUUGACAUCCCCACUUAUGAGGAGGCUGUGCACUGCCCGUUGGUUGAGGGGCUCCUGGCACCUCCUGCAUACCCCGUGGAGGAAGGCCUGACGUGCAGUGCCUCCAGGGAUGCCCCACUCGGGACCCAGCCCACCCUGUCUCCACCCAGCUACGAGAGCAUCAUCCUGGCUGCGGAUGCCACCCCUGGAGAGACAACACCUGGCACUGCCUGCUCCUGCCUGGUCAGCUCAGACCACAGUGAGAGGAAGUUAAAGCUCCUCGCAGGCCCUGAAGCCAGAGACAAAUCAUGAGCUUCUUCCUAGUGUCUAAUACAGUGCCUGGAACACAGUUGGUACUCAACCAAUGUUUGUUGCGGAAUGCUAUGUUAUUUAUCUAUUGCUGUGUAACAAGUGGCUUAAAAUAAAUCCAUUUUA
Molecule: messenger RNA, 909 nt
Organism: Rhinolophus ferrumequinum (greater horseshoe bat)
Lineage: Eukaryota; Metazoa; Chordata; Mammalia; Chiroptera; Rhinolophidae
Gene: TMEM61
Product: transmembrane protein 61
Exons: 3
Coding region: 85-786 (233 amino acids)
Source: RefSeq, a predicted model, not a curated record